GGCCAGGCUGGUCCAAGAAAAUGCUAUGGAUGUUCCACAAUGUGAUUCAAUUCUUGCAGUCCCCACUUUGGCGAUGAUUGGUUCAUUGCCAUCCUGCCAGUGGUACAAUGAUGGGCAAGUACUUCAGGUGCUGCUAGGGGAUGGCCCAACCGUACAGACGGGAAGCACCAUUUCGACUUUGCCAUCGGUGUUGGCAGCAGCAGACACCAGCGAUGCAGCAGGGGCUCUAACGGCCGUGGUUGUGUCAUCACUGGCUCCAGUGACGCCUGGAGCAGUGCUUCAAAUCUGGCCACCGCAGGCCUUGCCCUGUAGCUCUGUCAUUUUGAGUGGCACGCUUUCGACCGGUGCAGCCGGGCGCCACUUUUCUAGCGUUGCCUGGCGAUUUGGCACUGCAGACGUGGCCACCGGAGGGCUUGAGGCGUUUUUGAAUGCAGCCAGCACUUCAAACUCGCUGAAACUGGAAAUUCCCGGGACGGCACUCUCUACUGCUGUUGCAGCAAGCGCUGCAAAUCUGGUCCGGCUUGAAAUUGUUCUCCAAGUCACGAACUGGUUGGGUCUCUCGUCAGAAACAUCCGACAUCCUGACAGUGGAUCGGUCAGGGACGGUGGCCCCACUCGUAUAUCCCAGUUCAAUUACCAAUCGCACUAUCCAAAGCAGCCAAGCAGUAAGCUUCAGCGUUGCAACCAGGUAUGCGGACCAAACUGCAUGUGGAACAGC
Molecule: messenger RNA, 717 nt
Organism: Durusdinium trenchii
Lineage: Eukaryota; Dinophyceae; Suessiales; Symbiodiniaceae
Source: the annotation of a GenBank genome assembly